GCGGGGAGCUCAGCCGCAGCCAUGGGAUCGCAGCUGGAAGGGGCCAUGGAGACCCUGAUCAAUGUCUUCCACCACUACUCGGGCAAGGAGGGCGACAAGUACAAGCUGAGCAAGAAGGAGCUCAAGGAGCUGCUGCAGAGCGAGCUGGGAUGUUUCCUGGAGACCCAGAAGGACGCGGAGGCCGUGGAGAAGAUCAUGCAGGACCUGGAUGAGAACGGCGACGGGGAGGUGGAUUUCCAGGAAUUCGUGGUCCUGGUGGCCGCCCUGACCGUGGCCUGCAACACUUUCUUCUGGGAGAACGCCUGACCCUCCCCUCCUGCCGCGUUCCCGCGGGCUCCCAAAACCCAGAGCCCCCUCCAGAACCCCCAGCUCGGCCCCUCUGCCCCCCAGCAUUCCCAGGGGAUCCCGCUGGGAUCCAGCUGCACAAUAAAGGCACCAACCCUGCC
Camarhynchus parvulus is the source of this 446-nucleotide messenger RNA. RefSeq names its product S100 calcium binding protein A1 (gene S100A1). NCBI's taxonomy places the organism in Eukaryota, Metazoa, Chordata, Aves, Passeriformes, Thraupidae. The transcript is spliced from 3 exons. The record is from RefSeq and is a predicted model, not a curated record. Gene Ontology annotation, cellular component: sarcoplasmic reticulum. Gene Ontology annotation, molecular function: S100 protein binding; calcium ion binding. Bases 22 to 306 code for a protein of 94 amino acids.